ACUAAAGUAAAAGUGAAGAUAGAAAGAACAGAGUUCAAGGACACAUUGGAUCAUACAAAAGGGAAGUAGCAGCAGCAGUGUAUUUUAUGAUAAUGACAGACACAGUAAUGAGUUAAAAGCACAUGUGGUACAUGUACAUAAAAAGCCUCAUUCUCAUUCAUCAUCAUCUCCACCCUUCACACAACACUUUCACACUGUCAAUACAAAGCCAAACUCCAAACCAAUUAUUCAAGGCCAUGGAAGAAACAACAUCAACCAUCAUGGCAGCACUUUCAUCUCUCCCUUCUCACCACCUCACAAAUCUCACUAACUCCAUUCUCUCCUCCACCCGCCGCCACCACCACCGCCUCACUCUCCUCCUCUCUUCCCCGUCUCUCUUCUCCUUAACCCUCCGUCAUCUCCACACACUCUCUCUCCCCCAAAAAACUCUACUCAUUUCACGACACCUCCUUUCCUCUCUCCACCUUCUCACCCAAUCAAAAACCUCCACGUCACCUCUUCCACCUCCUGUUUCAACCUCCAUGAGAGACCGUGAACUCGACGCGGUCUUGCUCCUUCUCUUACUAUGCGAAACACAUAAACACAAUCCGGAAGCUCUAAACGCACCGUUUAGCAACUGGAGAUUGAAUUUAAGCAAAAUCUUCUCCGAUACAUUGUUAACGCUUUCUCACUCUUCCGCACCGCCGCUUGGAGCUUGUUUAGGAUCUGUUUUGAUUCCGUUUAUCGAAACAGUGAGUCGAUGUUGGAGACUGGUGGAUGCUUUAGCCUGCGACGGUGGCGGUGAUGAUGGAAAGGGAGAUAAGGAAGUGGCGGCUUCGGCGGCGACGGUGGUUUCUUUGCCGGCAGUUGGAGUGAGAGUUGGCGGGAGAGAGUGUGUGAUAUGUAAAGAUGAGAUGCGAGUGGGGAGAGACGUGUGUGAGUUGCCAUGUCAGCAUUUGUUUCAUUGGAUGUGUAUUUUGCCUUGGCUGGGAAAGAGGAACACGUGUCCUUGUUGCAGGUUUCGCUUACCGUCCGAUGAUGUAUUUGGAGAGAUCCAACGGCUGUGGGAAGUCUUGGUUAAAAUUGGUGCUAAACAGUAAACACUUAAUUUUAGUUUUUUUAUUUCUUACUUCACAAACAAAUCGAAGAAAGGUAUUUAGUUACUAUUUACGGUUAAUAGAUGAAAUGAAAGUGAAGUAGGGCCCACAGAGCACAGUUUAAGGCUUGUGAUAUAUAUGAUGAAGAAAAGAUGGCGUGGCAAUUGGUUGGCUUAAUAUGGCAUUUUGCAUACAUAUUAAUUUGUUUGGAUUUUGAUGUUUCUGACCUUAGAGAGGGACUGUUGUGGUAGAGGACUAGGAGGGGAAAUUGAAUGAUUGUGUGGAUGAUUUAAUUAAUUGGGUGGAUAUAAAAUAUACAAAUGGGAGGUUCUUAUUAUUAUCUUGUAUUUUAUAGCUAUAAAAAAUUGUCAUAAUAUUGUAUGUACAUUAAUACUAGUAGACUAGGAAACAUGUUAAUGAAGGAUGAUUGGAUGAAGAUAAACUAGAAUGGUGCUUUUAGGAUGACUUGUGAGGUUUUGGCAGAAUUGUUUCAACUAUGGUGAUGUGUGUUUGAAGUCUGUGGCAGAAGUUUCUUAAAUUGUUGGUAGUUAAGUUGAUUUGUAUUAAUUGCUAAUUUGUCAUUAGCCUCAUGUGUGAGGUCAAUGAUUUUAUGUGCCCGAGUACAAACAAACAAUUCCUGCUUACCCAUUCUCCUUUAAUUGAAAUGUAAUUUACACAUUUUGUGCGGCAAACAUUCUAUCUGCAAUAACUCUAUACCUAUCCAUGUAGUGUAGACAUUGGGUUGACGUUUGUUAGUGGUGGAGGCAGAACCAUUGCAUUUUUAUUUUAUUUUCCAAUUAAAUUGGAACGCCAAUAUUUCGCUAUUGGAUUAAUGAUCAUCCUGUUCUAUUUUUCUGGUAAAAUCGUUUUGGACUUGUACUAGAAUAGUUAUUUUAACUUUAUACUUAGUUCUAUUUUUAUCACUUUGUCAAAA
This is a messenger RNA of Vicia villosa (hairy vetch), 2010 nucleotides long. RefSeq names its product E3 ubiquitin-protein ligase SGR9, amyloplastic. Gene Ontology annotation, molecular function: ubiquitin protein ligase activity. The coding region runs from base 123 to 1079 and encodes 318 amino acids. The record is from RefSeq and is a predicted model, not a curated record. Gene Ontology annotation, cellular component: cytoplasm. Gene Ontology annotation, biological process: protein ubiquitination. The transcript has a single exon. Lineage: Eukaryota; Viridiplantae; Streptophyta; Magnoliopsida; Fabales; Fabaceae.